UGGUACGGUAGGUUGAUUAUCGUCUUUUUCUUUAGAUUUUUCAAUGUAGAGAAUUUCAAGACCCCCUGUCGAAGCUUUCACAUUUUCCUGCUACUCUCACACACUAGUUUCACUCUGCAAACACACACCCACACAGUCCUCGUGUUCCUCAAGCUCCUACGCAAACCCUAGAUGUUAAAUAUCUGUUUUGGGUUUUGAUAUCUACUAAAUCAAAAUGAGGUUUCCAUUAGGGGCAGUGAUUGGAAGAUACCCUUUUCCUUCUUCAAGCAAUGGGGGGCAAGAUCAAAACAUUGAGACGGGUGACGUCAUCAGGCAUGGUAGAAAAUGCAGAGAUAUACCAUUUCUUGUCUUCUUCAUUGCCUUUUGGAUUGCUUUAAUUGUUAACUCCAGUUUUGGGUUCCAUAAAGGUAACCCGUUAAGGCUGACUCAUGGUUUGGACUACAAAGGCAAUGUAUGUGGUGACAAAAACGGAAAUCCAAAUCUUCAUGGAUUGGGAGUGAGAUAUUGGGUAAACCCUAAUCAAGUAUUUGAAAGUGGGUUCAAAGAUACUCACUCGGAUUUAGAGGAUUUCAAAAGCAUUUGUUUGAGGGAUUGUCCAAUGCCAUCAAAUGAUACUCUUAAAUGGGUAUGCAAUUAUCCUGAAGGGGAUGAAAUUCGGCUUUCAAUGGAGCAAUGGGUGAGUAGGGAUUAUGAUUAUUUCUCUUUCCUAACACCCGAUAUGAGAAAAUCUUCCUUACAACUACUUGGUCCAUGCUACCCUGUCCUUUUUCCUAGUGUAAAUGUUUUGUGGAGUUGUGAAUUCAUGACACGCAAAUCGAACGUGUCUCUUCAACAAUGGCACAUGAUGGGUGGACAAACGGUUGAUGAUGGCAUGAUAUUAGAUAAGACAGUUCACAAGUCAAUAAACUCUCAAUCAUCUGUCUUAAAGCGUUAUGUUGCGGAUAUUGGGAAAUCAUGGCCUGUUUUGAUUGUUUGUGGAGGAAUCAUACCUCUAAUUUUAUCAGUGAUAUGGCUAGCUAUGAUUCAACGUCUUGUGUCUGCAAUGACAUGGAUAACAGUUGCCCUUUUUGAUAUCCUCAUCAUUUCUGUCACCAUAUUCUUCUAUUUGAAAGCUGGAUGGAUCGGGAACGAUGCUAUCACCCCAAUUAUUGGCACCCAUGACCCGUCUUAUCACUUAUCCGGGCGGGAACGUGUCCAUCUUCAUUUGGCUGCAGUGUUUAUGACUGUCAUCAUGGUGGUAGCCAUCCUCUCAUCCAUUGCAAUAGCACGGAGAAUCUUUAAAGCAACUUCCGUACUCAAGGUUGCAUCGAAGAUUAUAGGAGAAGUAAGGGCGUUGAUUAUUUUCCCGAUUAUGCCGUAUGCGGUUCUUGGAAUCUUUUAUAUGAUCUGGAUUUCUGCUAUUCUUUAUCUACUUAGUUCGGGGGAAAUUGUUAGAGAUAGAUGCAAUGCUAAUUGUUGUGCUUAUGAUCUUAAAAUGAAGCAAGUGAAUUGUGAAAGGUGUUGUGGGCAUACAAUCCAUUACACUCCUCAUAUAGGGAUUGCUAUCUUGUUUCAUCUCUUUGGAUGGUAUUGGGUUACACAGUUUGUUAAGGCGUUUUCUUCAACAGUUAUUGCGGGGUCCGUUGCUUCUCAUUAUUGGGGCCAUGGUGAAGUUCUUCAAGAAAUUUCAUUUCUUCCUAUAUUCUCUUCGGUAAAGAGGCUUGUGAGGUAUAACAUUGGAUCGGUGGCUAUUGGCUCUCUUAUGGUUUCAUUCAUUGAGUCAUUAGCUCGGAUACUAAAGCCACUACGUAAGAAACUUAUGGUAGUUGAUAUCAAGACUCACAACCAGGUUGGGAAAGUUUUGUCAGUUUCUUCCCAUUUUGCCCUUACGUGUAUCGAGUGGAUCAUUAGAUCGGUGAACCACAACGCGUACAUAAUGAUUGCUAUCACAGGUGAAAGCUUCUUUGCAGCUUCUGCAAUGGCGACUGAGUUGAUUAAGAACAAUAUUCUUCGAAUAGGGAAGGUGAAUGUGAUUGGAAAUGUUAUUCUUUUUCUUGGGAAGUUAUGUGUUAGCCUCGCGAGUGCUUUGUUUGCAUUUCUCAUGUUGGAUACUCACAAGUAUAAAUCCGCACAUGAUAAAGUCUCCUCACCAUUGAUUCCAGUGCUAGUGUGUUGGGGUCUUGGUUUUGUGGUGGCGACCCUCUUUUUUGCAGUGGUAGAGGUAUCAAUUGACACGAUCAUACUAUCCUAUUGUCAAGAUUCCGAUGAGGGGCAUCGAGGGACUACACAAUACGCCACACCUCUUCUUUUUGAAACCCUAGAUGACCAAAAUGAGGCGGACAGACAUGACCAAUGAAUCACAAAGGAAUCUACACGUCGAUCAUCAUGGCCACAUGGCAGAUCGUGAAUGGUUGAGAAAUCGAGAUCACACUGACUUGUGUAGUUCAAGGCAAAAUUAGGGCAAAUCAUGGAUGGUUGAUUUCACACGGGGGUUGCUCAAACUUAAGGUUUUGAUUUACUUAGGGUUGCGGAUUGUUGAUAUAUAUAUAGAAUGUGAUGUAUCUAUACUUGUAAGGUUAUGAUAACUUCCACCUUGUUGUUAAUCUAUUUCGGUUGUGGACU
This is a messenger RNA of Lactuca sativa (garden lettuce), 2601 nucleotides long. RefSeq names its product choline transporter protein 1. Gene Ontology annotation, cellular component: membrane. Gene Ontology annotation, molecular function: transmembrane transporter activity. Gene Ontology annotation, biological process: transmembrane transport. Lineage: Eukaryota; Viridiplantae; Streptophyta; Magnoliopsida; Asterales; Asteraceae. The record is from RefSeq and is a predicted model, not a curated record.